Messenger RNA from Lymnaea stagnalis (great pond snail), 17077 nucleotides. Lineage: Eukaryota; Metazoa; Mollusca; Gastropoda; Lymnaeidae. The record is from the annotation of a GenBank genome assembly.
ACGUGAUAUGGAACGGGCCCGUAAUGUGGAUGGGGGCCCAUGAUGUUGAUGGGCCAGUGAUGUGGAUGGAAGCGUUUUUAAAUCCAUUCAGGGUCUCUGCUGGGGAAAAAAUAUGUUGGAAAAUGCUGAAUUAAAGGUAUGUAUCUCCUAAUAAAUAUAGAUAUUACCUAAAAGUAGACCUAUUUCCAGAUAAAUAUAUAUAUAUAUGAUAAAUAAAUGAAAUAUAUCUAUGGAGAUAUAUUUAUAUAUUCUGUAUAUAUAUAUUCCAAAUAUCCUAAAUUUGUCCAUAUAAUAAGUCGGCCUAAAUAGCGUAUAGAAAUCUAAUUUGUCAAAAUUAUAUAUUCUAAGCAGAACCUAUUAAAUAUACGUUCUAUGAAACCCUCCUCUCCUUCCCUUAUUUUCAAAACAAUAACUACACUACAAUAAGUAAUAAGAUUCCAAUCCAUCGUGAAAAAAAAAAGAUUAAUAGAAAUACCUUUAAAAAAAAAAAAUAGCAAAUUUACCAAUAAUGAAAAAUGUAAUAAUUUAUCUGUUAACAUGUUUGUGAUUUAAUUCACUACAAAUCAUUUUUUUUGCUUUGUUUUGUUUACAAAUGUUUAUCGCGUUCUGUUGGGAGAUUAGAGAUGAAUUAAUGUAACUGUAAUUUGUAAUGCCUAAUAACCAUUUAAGAUGGUAUAGCUAAUUUCUCAGGCUGGAUCAUGUUUGUGUCUGGGGCCAAACCAAACGAAGGAAAUGCUGUUUAUGAGAAAAUUAUCAGGAACGGUGGCUUAACUAGGUUCAGUUGUGUUUUUUUCCACUGGGUCCGGGUAUUUUGAGAAAAUACACGGUGGUUUCAAUUAAUUUUAAAAAGAGUAAACUUCAAAUUUUCUAUAAUAUAUGCCGGCCUUUAAACAAUAGUCUUACAGACAGACCUACAUCCUACCUGCCGGCCUUUAAACAAUAGUCUUACAGACAGACCUACAUCCUACCUGCCGGCCUUUAAACAAUAGUCUUACAGACAGACCUACAUCCUACCUGCCGGCCUUUAAACAAUAGUCUUACAGACAGUCCUACAUCCUACCUGCCGGCCUUUAAACAAUAGUCUUACAGACAGUCCUACACCCUACCUGCCGGCCUUUAAACAAUAGUCUUACAGACAGUCCUACAUCCUACCUGCCGGCCUUUAAACAAUAGUCUUACAGACAGACCUACAUCCUACCUGCCGGCCUUUAAACAAUAGUCUUACAGACAGACCUACAUCCUACCUGCCGGCCUUUAAACAAUAGUCUUACAGACAGACCUACACCCUACCUGCCGGCCUUUAAACAAUAGUCUUACAGACAGUCCUGCACCCUACCUGUGGCUAUUUAUUUAUUAAUAUGAAAGGCGCCUCACCUUUAAGAAACAAAAAAAAAAUAACCUGGACGGGACGUCUGAACUGUAUGACAGCCUUUUUUUUACUCAGUAGAUCCACGAUAAAUAAAAAAAACAUGUGGCGUUUGUGAUUGUAGUACGAGGCACUGGCUACAGUCAACAUAGGGACACAUAGCUGUCUAUUCAUCGUCCAUAGAUUAAGAUUGUAGUACGAGGCACCGGGUACAUUCAACAUAGGGACACAUAUAUGUCUAUGCAUUGACCAUAGAUUGUGAUUAUAGUUCCUAAUGAAUGGAAGACAUAAUCAAACCAAAGUGAAACACGUGACCAAAUGAAGUUAAUAGCGGGUUGGUUAAAAAUAGAAACAUGACAGCCCCAGAGAGCAUGAGAGGGGCAUUAGCCAUCAAUGCCCACCAAAUAUUUCGCCAGACAACCGGGUUACAGUAAAUGUGGAUAUGAUAUUUUAUUACGUAUUUCUUCUUCUUCUAUAUUUUGAGGGCCCACGAUCAAUGUGUUGAUCAUUCUGGCUCCUAUGUAAGUAGAGGAGUUCGCGAUGUAACUGGGCAUCGUUCACUAGUUGCAAGGACUGCUCAGCGAUGGUAUUAUGGACUGGUGGUUGGAAGUGAGGAGGCAGUAGGCUCAAAUGUGGCAAGUGUAGUCGCCUCAAAUGUUCCUUAUUGUUCUAAUUCCUGAGUGUCUUUAGCAGGAAUGAGCAGUUCCUGUACUGAGUUCUUGUUCUAUGAGCCGGAACUACGUCAUGGCCUCGUCGCUGUCUAGGGGUGAGAGAGACGAGUUUCUGUUUGAUGUUGGAGCAGUCGACCAGCCCAUUACUUAUCUUGUGGAAGUGAGUCAGUGCAUUACGUAUCUUCUGGCAGUGGACCAGCCCAUUACUUAUCUUUUGGCAGUGAACCAGUCCAUUACUUAUCUUCUGGCAGUGGGCCAGCCCAUUACUUAUCUUGUGGCAGUGGACCAGCCCAUUACUUAUCUUGUGGCAGUGGACCAGUGCAUUACUUAUCUUGUGGCAGUGGACCAGUCCAUUACUUAUAUUGUGGCAGUGGACCAGCCCAUUACUUAUCUUGUGGCAGUGGACCAGUGCAUUACUUAUCUUGUGACAGUGGACCAGUGCAUAAAUUAGCUUGUGUAUUUUAUACAGCAGGUGGGUCGGUAUUGAAUGUACUUAAUGACCUCACGUGACAGAUAAUGUCUACCAGUGAUGGGUCGGAAACAUACUAAUGAAAAAAAAACCCAGCAGACGUGAAACAGAGAGACAACAGACUCAAAGCAGAGUACCAACAGAUGUGAAGUAGACAGACAAUAGACCAUUUACACAAGACCACAACACGUGACGUCUCAAGUAAUGAAAACAGGCUGUCAGACUGGUCAAUCCAUCAUGGGCUGGUAGAACACAAGGUCAAUGACCCUUGAUAAAACAACGACAGGAGUUGAUUACAGUGCUACAUCAUAAUUUGGCGACUGUCAUCCUGGCGGUCAUCAAAGGAAUUGGCCUGGGGGGUGAAUCUAUGUUGGUAUUGGAAGGGGUAUUGGGUGUGUCGAACGAACGAUGAAAAGGUGUGGCUAAUGGGGGAUUUAGGGUGUGUGUCCAAUGUUUAGGCUGUGUCUAAUGGAGGAUGUGUGGUGGUGUUCUAAUGAAGGAUUAUUGGGAUGUGUAUAAUUGAGAAUGUAUGGGAUGUGUCUAAGAUAUAGGGUGUGACUUAUGGAUAGAGCGUGUCGAAAAAAUGAAGUAUAGGGUGUGUCUUAUGGAGAAUGUAGGGGUGUGUCUAAUGGAGGAUUUAUGACGUGUGUCUAAGAUAUAUGAUGUGUCUAUCGCAGCAGGUGUGUCGAAUGUAGGACGUAUGGGGUGUGUCCAAUAGAGGAUGCAUGAUGUGUUACUAAUUAAUGGGGCGUGUCUAAUGUAUGAAUGGGAAUGAUCGGGAGGAGGGAGGAGGGAGUGAUCGGGAUGAGUUAUGAACUGGAUGUGGGAAUGAUCGGGAUGAGAAGAGGGUCUGGAAAUUGGAAAGAUUGGGAUGGGGGAAUGAUCUGGAUGUUGGAAUGAUUGUGAUGAGGGAAGGAUCUAGAUGUUGGAUGAUUGGGAUGAGGGAAGGAUCUCUAGAUGUUGGAUGAUUGUGAUGAGGGAAGAAUCUAGAUGUUGAAUGAUUGUGAUGAGGGAAGGAUCUAGAUGUUGGAAUGAUUGGGAUGAGGGAAGGAUCUGGAUGUUGUGAAUCCAAAGAAUGACAUAACAGUCUGUGUAUAAUUACAACGUCUGCACACCGAACGCCUUGAUUUUGUACAAGGGUUUGAGAGUAUUGACAGCAUUCUCACCUGUCACAACAUAAGGCUACUAUUACGUCAUCAUCUGCCUAUACAGUAUUGUUUCAUUUGUCAUGUCCUAAUUAGUGUAUCAAUAAUUGUGAUGACAGAAAUGUUCUUUAGAUCCUCACAUGUAUCUCGCUCACAAUGUUAACUCAAAGGUACACCAAUGUAUUAACACAUAACAGCAAUAGGCUUAUGUUUAGAAAUGGGGGUAGAUUUAUUGUGGUGCAGACCAGCCUGGUCCAUGUGACGGUUGCUUGCUUGCAUAGCUAGUGAAAUCAAAAUACCCCCCUCCUCCCCCAUCACACGGGUGAAAUAAAUGACCAGUUGUGUUAUGUUACGGUCUGCGUGGCCUGAAUAAUUAGGUUCAGGGACUCUCAAACUGUAGGGGAUUAAAGAGCAUAGAUCGACCCCAGAAACAGUUGUAAGGUCCAUAUGCGUGUCUUAGUGUUUAUAUUAGAACGAAAUGAGAGAGAGGUAGGGUGACAAGGAGUGAGACAUAAUAGAAAGAGUUGGGAGGAGAGGCAAGGAGGAGGGGGUGAGACGAAGUAAGAGAAAGAGUAAGAGAAAGACAGAAGGAGAAGAGAGGUAAAGGGGACAAAGGGGGGAAAGGGGGAGAGGCAACUAGGAGUGACAGACAUAGAGAUAGAGAGCCAGAGACAACCCAUGAAGGGAGAGAGGUCUGGUGAGAGAGGUCUGGUGAGAGACGUCUGCUGAUGAGAGAAGGCUGGUGAGAGAGGACUGGUGUGAGAAGUCUAGUGAGAGACGUCUAGUGAGAGGAGGAAAGAUAACGAACACGAGAGACAGAGAGAGUUGGGAAAUAAAGACAGAUUUAAAUCUAGAGAGUGAGUGAGAGAGAGAGGGAGAGAGAGAGAGCAUAGAUCGACCCCAGAAACAGUUGUAAGGUCCAUAAAUAAAAUAGCUAUCGUGUGAAGGUGAAAUAAAGUGUGACUGUCGUUGGUUAAUGGAUGAAAGAGAGACAAUGAGGUGGAGUAGGGAAGAAAAAGUAAUUUAAAAAAGUGAUUGAGAGAAGGCAAAAGAGAAAGAGAGAUAGAGAGAGAGUAAGAGAAAGAGAGAUAGAGAGAGAGAGAGAGUGAGAGAAAGAGAGGGGGAAAGAACGAGAGAAAGAAAUUAAGAAAGAAAGGAGAGUCUACAUAUAGUCUUUUUUUAAACAAAGGAUCACAGAUUAACCAAUUUACAAACGUGUGUUAAAAAGUUCCCGUUGAGUCGAAACCAGGACUCCAGGUGUCUGUCUGCCAGGUGAGCUGUACAUGUCAGGACUCCUGGUGUCUUUCUUGCAGGUGAGCUGUAUAUGCUAACUUUCUUCUCAGUUUCUCAUGAAUCUACAGGUGUGUGUUUUAUUCCUGGACUGGCGCUGCCAGAUUUUUGUGCGUAAAAAUAGUCUCUAGUGCUUUCAAAGGACAUUGUAAGAUCAUGUAAGGAAAGAGAGAGCGAGAGAGAGAGAGAGAGAGAGAGAGAGAGAGAGAGAGAGAGAUAGAGAGAGAGAGAGAGAAAUGAAAGCUCCAGGUGGAUAAUAACCACAGUUCGUAACAAGAACAAAGUAAGUAUAAAAUAUUGGGUUGCAUUCUUUAAGAAUGUCAGUUGUGGCAGUUUCUAUAAAUAGAAGCUACUCUCGGUACCAUAUGCUAGGCUGUAAGAUGUGUCUGCGAGCAAAUUUCCAUAAAUAACUAUUGCUAUCCUCCGUACCAAAUGGCUUGUAAUGUUUUGAUUAGCGACAGACCGAGGUAGAGCGUGCAAUGGUGUCUUUUUUUAAAGAAACAUUGAUUUUCUUCUGUGCCCACCUGUGGAUUCGCCACUGUGUAUAGAUACAUACUAAGAGAAGAGUGAGAGAGAGAGAGAGAGAGAGAGAGAGAGAGAGAGAUAAAUAGAUAGAUAGAUAGAUAGAUAGAUAGAUAGAUAGAUAGAUAGAUAGAUAGAUAGAUAGAUAGAUAGAUAGAUAGAUAUAGACGGAUAGAUUAGAUAGAUAUAGAUAGACAGAUGAGAGAGAGAGAGAGAGAGAGAGAGAGAGAGAGAUAGUGAGAGAGAAAUAGAGACUCUUCUUGGAAAAAUAUAAAAAAGAUAGAACAAAUAUAUAUAACGGAUUUUACCAAAAGUUAUAUUUUCUGUUCCCUUAUGCCCCACCCCCAAUCCCCUGUAGUAAAAGGAGACUUUUGGUCAUAAUAUUGUAUCAAUGUGAUAUUUUUCUAUAAAUUUAUUUAUUUUACCAUGUACAUUGUUUGAAUAGAACUUGCAUUGUCUCUAAAAGAGCCUUGGAUUUCUCAUGAAUGAUUUGAGAAUCCUCGUUAAGCAUUUGCAUACCACGCCAGCUAGAUGUAACAGGAGUGACCACUGGAAUUAUUUCAGUGCUGUGCCAUGAUCGUACUGUCCGGCGUGAUAUGUCACACGUGUGUUUAGUAUACUUAUGACACAUUCUGAUACGUAGUACAGUUAGGAAAACUAUUUGGUGAAGAGGCUUUCAUUAGAGACACGUUUGUCGUCUGAUGAGUUUGUCGUCUGCUGAGUUUGUCGUCUGAUGAGUUUGUCGUCUGCUGAGUUUGUUGUCUGCUGAGUUUGUUGUCUGCUGAGCAAUCAAGGAUAUAUAGGAGUUUCACGGACAAUUUGGAAGUUUUGUGACAAUUCGAUCUUAGGUGAGUAUGAUACUAUUAUCUUCUUACUACGGCCUAAAAGUGUCGUGUAGUUGUAAUGUUGUUCUGACCGAGUAUAAAAGAGUGGAGAAAGUGUGUGUGUGUGUGUGGGGGGGGGGCAUUACUCAUACGAUCGCCAUUUUAUAUUGUGAAAGAAAAACAUCCCUCGUCCUGCAUCACACACAAGUGAGUUGGUCAUUUUAGAAUGGGGAACACAUCAGUGAUCUUGUCAUUAUAGAUUGGGGAACAUCCCAGUGAUGUUGUCAUUUUAGAAUGGUGAAUAUACCAGUGAUUUUAUCAUUUUAGAAUGGGAACACAUCAGUGAUGUUGUCAUUAUAGAUUGGGGAACAUCCCAGUGAUUUUGUCAUUUUAGAAUGGUGAAUAUACCAGUGAUUUCGUCAUUUUAGAAUGGGGAACACGCCAGUUAUUUCGUCAUUUUAGAAUGGGGAACACGCCAGUUAUUUCGUCAUUUUAGAAUGGGGAACACGCCAGUUAUUUCGUCAUUUUAGAAUGGGGAACACGCCAGUUAUUUCGUCAUUUUAGAAUGGGGAAAACACCAUUGAGUUUGUCAUUUCAGAGUCGCGAAAUUGGAUGUGGGGGGAAAAAAAAGGGGGGGGGGGUUUGAAGACUUUUUAAAGGGCGGAAACUGAUUUCUGAUUUUAAUAACUGAAUCAUGUGGAUUUUUUUAGCAAUAAAUGAAUCAUUGAGAUGUAUGUCACAUGGUACAUCAAGAUGUUUAUCACGUGGUUCAUCAAAUGUAUUUCAUGAGUGGGUUGAGGUCGUCGGUCUGUCGAAUGAGUAAGUAAGACAAGUAGGCCUACUCUAUACGUGGCAUUCGCUAAGAGAUCAAAGUGGUAAGUGAGUACAUCUCUAAAUUAUCGGGGCAUCAAGACAUGAAGCCGUUUGUAAUGAAGACAUUAACGUAACCAUGCUUCAUGGAUUCAGCGCUAGGGCCAAGGUUUGAUUUCCUUUAAAUUAUAUAUUAAUUUUUUUAAAAAUAAAUUUCCGAGCUAACUUCCAGGAGCUAAACCUGUACUCAAGCAAUGUGGAAAACUUAGACUGUGGUCAAAGCUGAUAAACCUAGACCGAUGUAAAAUAAUUGUUCAUGUACGUGCAAGCUCACCUGCAAACCAAUCGUGGAUUCCAUGUGUUUCUUCGUUUCAUCGCGUGAUCAUUAGUUAGCCACAAACGCCUUGAAAUACGUCAUGGGCUUUCGUGUCAUCAAGGCUGCAGGAAUUCGGCUACGGCCAAUCAAUAAGUGGUCUAUUUAGAAGAUUACAUUUGACAUCAGUAUAAUUAUGACCGCGCCCGUGUGAGGUUAUGACCACGCCCAUUUGAGGUCAAGUCUAGAAUCAUGACGUGUGAUAGGCUCAUUUGACGCUUUAACGACUUGUGAGGGAUUAGUGGCUAAUCCUUUACAGCGGUUCUCAGACUCUUAGAAAUGCGUAAGUAAACAACACAUUGAAACCUAUAAAAGAAUAAAAUGAAGUGUAAUACUAUUAUUCAUUGUAAAUGCAAUCUUAAUUAACAAUAAUGAACAUACGUAAAAUGAACUUGUAAUUUUAAAAAAAAAUUGGAUUUAGAUGACACAUUUCCUAGAUACGCCUAUGUCAUAUGUGACGAGUUCGCCUCUGUAGUAAAUUUCAAUCAUUCAAUGACAUAUCUUGAAAGACCAUAUUGUUGACAUAUCUUAACUGUCCAUAAUGAUGACCAUAUUGUUGACAUAUCUUAACUGUCCAUAAUGAUGACCAUAUUGUUGACAUAUCUUUACUGACCAUAAUGUUGACCAUAUUGUUGACAUAUUUUAACUGUCCAUAAUGAUGACCAUAUUGUUGACAUAUCUUUACUGACCAUAUUGUUGACAUAUCUUUACUGACCAUAUUGUUGACAUAUCUUUACUGACCAUAUUGUUGACAUAUCUUUACUGACCAUAUUGUUGACAUAUCUUUACUGACCAUAUUGUUGACCAUAUUGUUGACAUAUCUUAACUGUCCAUAAUGAUGACCAUAUUGUUGACAUAUCUUUAUUGACCAUAUUGUUGACCAUAUUGUUGACAUAUCUCCACUGAUCAUAUUGUUGCCAUAUCUUCACUGACCGCAUUUUUGCCAUCUCUUCACUGACAAUUUCGUUGACCAUAUUGUUGACCAUAUUGUUGACCAUAUUGUUGACCAUAUUGUUGACACAUAUUGUUGACACAUAUUGUUGACCAUAUCCCGUAUUGUUGUUUCACAGAUAUCAGAGAUGCCCCUCCAGGAGUCGGACUGUGCUGUGACAUAUAAAGUCCUCAUCAUUGGGGACCACGCUGUGGGAAAGACGUCGCUCCUGAGUUCACUGACAAAUCGAGGUUUUCAGGAGCGUGUCCUGCCAACAGUAGGUAAGUCCCUUGCCAGCAAGUGUGCCGCCUACAAUAGGUGAGUUUCUUAGUCUACAAGUGUGCCGCCUAAAAUAGGUCAGUUUCCUAGUCUACAAGUGUGCCGCCAACCGUAGGUCAUUUUCCUAGACUACAAGUGUGCAGCCAACCAUAGGUCAUUUUCUUAGACUGCAAGUGUGCCGCCUAAAAUAGGUCAGGUUCUUAAUCUAAAAGUGUGCCGCCAACCGUAGGUUAUUUUUCCUAGUCUACAAGUGUGCCACCAACCAUAGGUCAGUUUUUUAGUCUACAAGUGUGCCGCCAGCUGUAGGUCAGUUUCUUAGUCUACAAAUGUGCCGCCGUCUGUAAGUAAGUUUCCUAGUCUACUAGUGUGCGGCCAAGCACAAGUGUGCAGCCAACCACAUGUAUGGCGCCAACCACAAUUGUGCCACCAACCACAAGUGUGGCGCCCCCUGCAGGUAAAUCACAUAUCCAGCAAGUGUGAUGCCAUAUGAUGAUUAUCAACCACGGAAUGUAUCCACAACUUGAUGGAUACGUAAAUGGAUUUAGGAACCAAUAUUAUUAUUAUAAAAGACUCCACACCAUGUGUCAUUGUUUAUUCAAACAUACACGUGUUUAUCACUAUCAUUAUGAUGCGUAUAAAUCUGUUACAGGGGUUGACUUUGUCACAAGAAUAUUUGAGGUAGAUGGCGCUCUGAUCCAAUUGCAAAUUUGGUGAGUUGAAAUUUUGGUCCAUACGGGGAAUGGUCUCCAAAAGAUGAUUAGUAAUUAUAGUCUUUACUGGGAAUGGUCUUCAAAAGAUGAUUAGAAAUUAUGGUUCUCACUGGGAAUGGUCUUCAAAAGAUGAUUAGAAAUUAUGGUUCAUACUGGGAAUGGUCUUCAAAAAAAUGAUUAAAAAUUAUGGUCCAUACUGGGAAUGGUUUAAAAAAAAUGAUUAAAAAUUAUGGUCCAUACUUGGAAUGGUUUUGAAAAACAAUGAUUAAAAAUUAUGUUCCAUACUGGGAAUGGUUUUCAAAAGAAUGAUUAGAAAUUAUGGUAUAUACUGGGAAUGGUCUUCAAAAAAUAAUUAGAAAUUAUGGUCCAUACUGGGAAUGGUUUCCCCUUGUUUUCAAAUCACAGGAAGACUUUUAUGUAAAUUACGAAUUUCUUUAAUUUUAUUUGCAACGGUUAUUUUAGUCUUCACAUCUUCUGACUUACUCAAAUUGAUUUCUUUUGUCAGACAUAGUUAUUUCCCUUGAAUUUCAUCUUCAAAUUUAAUUCAAUUAAUAAGUAUGAAUAAACAUAUUCAUUAUAUUUUAUUAAUUAUUAAAUUAUGUAUUAAUACCGGGUAUUAUUAUAUUAUGUAAUGAAUAGCUAUUAUUGAUUUAAAAUACCAGACGUGAUAUUCUUUACCUAAAGUUUUAUAAAUGCACUAUUAAAAUCUUGCGACACAUGUAUCCACCUUCCAGACAAACUUUGGACUCGGGUCUGUGAAUUUUUAAUUUAAAGUCUGACGUCACGAUACCCGACAGAGGCGUGCAUGCCAGACCUUAAGUCAGCGAACUGGAGAGCUGGAGAGUUUAGCCAUGAAAAAUGGUCGCCUGAAGUCGUUGGGAACUUUUGUUUGUGUACCCAGUGGACAGAAGGCUACCAGUUGACAAAAUAAGCACAGGUGCAAUCGAGUGGCCUGCAGGGCGAGGACCCUGCAAUGCGAGUUACCUGCAUUGCGAGUAACCUGCAGUGCGAGUAGCCUGCAGUUGAGUAACCUGCAGUGUGCGUAACCUGCCGUGCCUUUAACCUGCAGUGCGAUUAACCUGCAGUGUGAUUAACCUGCAAUGUGAGUAGCCUGAAGUGCGAGUAACUUGUUGUGCGGCUCCCCGGAAGUACAAUUAAAAGGCGCACGGAAAAAUUAUGGCUUCAGCAAGAUAGCUAUGCAUAAAAAUAGUUUUUGAAGCACAAUAAUGGGGUAUGGAUACGCCUUGGUAGAAAGAAGGCCUGUGUUCUGUAUCGAUGGCUGAUGAUACCUAUCUCCAGUGGCGUAGCUAGGGUUAGUGCCGCCCGCGGUGUUCCGGUAUUUGUAGUUUCCAUUUCAUUUAACGAUGUGUUUUUAUUUGGUUUGUAUUUGGUUUGUAUUUGGUUUGUAUUUGGUUUGUAUUUGGUUUGUAUUUGGUUUGUAAUUGGUUUGUAUUUGGUUUGUAUUUGGUUUGUAUUUCAUUUAGGGACUGUUCAGGUUUGGAGAGAUUCAGGUCAAUCACCAACCGCCAGUUCAAGGGCGUCCAGGUCAGUGCUAAUCCAGGGCCGAAAAAACCUUGACAAAUCUACCUUAUUGUACUACACAUUGUCUUCUUGACACAUAUCUUAUUGUACUACACAUUGUCUUCUUGACACAUAUCUUAUUGUACUACACAUUGUCUUCUUGACACAUAUCUUAUUGUCCUGCGCAAUUUCUUCUUGAAACCCACCCUAUUUCCAAUUUCACUGCACAGCAGCUUGAUCAAUGGCUAGCAGAGAAAAUGGGGGAAUGUUGAUAACUCAAGGGGUUAGGGGUGUAGUUAGGCUAAGGGGUGCCGUUGGUGUUCAGGGGUAUGGUUAGGGUUCAUGGGUGUGGUUAGGGUUAGGCGAAUGAUUUACAACUCAAUUCUAAUUUUUCUACAUUUAAGGAUACCCCCCCCCACCCGCCCUUUUUACACUUUAAUUAUUUUCGUUUUGAACGAUGUUUGCCCAUGUCAGGGGUUCUUAAAUCUUUUGCGGCGCCACACCCCCUCUGGAUUUGAAAGCAUUUCCCGCACCCCAUUAUCGAUUUAAAAUGAGCAUUUCCUGCUCAUACAAAUUUCAACUAAACCUGCAACAACCCCCCCCCCACCCCCAAGGAUACUGUGGCCAAAUGCCAAAUGGUUGAAACUGAGGCUAUUAUUAUUACUAACCCUCCAACAACCCCCCCCCCCACCCCCAAGGAUACUCUGGCCAAAUGCCAAAUGGUUGAAACUGAGGCUAUUAUUAUUAUUAUUAUUAUAAGUUGUUUCAUAUAAGUUGUUUGAUACCAAAGCCCAGGGCUGGGCUCACCACGGUAGACAUACAUACAUACAUUUUAACAAACAUAAUCAAAAACUUAAAAAAUUAAUUAACCUACCUUAAUUAAAUAAAACAAAACAAAUGUAUAUUUAAAAUAUUCCAACCCUUUGUGUAUGUUUGUCACAGAGAGUAAGUGUUUUUGUUUCUUUCUAUCUUAGUGUGUGUGUGUGAGGAAAGUAGAGUGAGAGGGAGAGAGAGGGAGAGUGAGAGAGACAGGGGGAGAGAUGGAGGGGUAUGGAUGGGUAGAGGGAAGGAGGGGGACAGAGGGAUAGAGGGGUGGGGAGAUUAGGAGGGGGGAGAGAGGGAGGGAUAUGAGAUCAGUGUCUGAACUAGAUAAAAAGUCAGUGUCUCAACUAGAUAAGUACAUUUAGACUGAACCCACUACCUGUUAUGAAACAGAAACUUAAAUUGAUGAAGAGUUGACUCAGUCGCCGCGACACAGCGGGAAAAAUGGAUUUACUACAAUUAGUUACUUCCUGUAUUAUUAUUAUUUUAUUUUUUAAAAGCCAUUUUUUUCUCGGAAAGACAGGAAAACGUAUAUGGCUCGAAUUAUGUGUACAGUAGUUUGAUACUGACUGGUUGGAAUUAUGUGUACAGUAGUUUGAUACUGACUGGUUGGAAUUAUGUGUACAGUAGUUUGAUACUGACUGGUUGGAAUUAUGUGUACAGUAGUUUGAAACUGAUUGGUUGGAAUUAUGUGUACAGUAGUUUGAAACUGACUGGUUGGAAUUAUGUGUACAGUAGUUUGAAACUGAUUGGUUGGAAUUAUGUGUACAGUAGUUUGAAACGGACUGGUUGGAAUUAUGUGUACAGUAGUUUGAUACUGGCUGGUUGGAAUUAUGGGUACGGUAGUUUGAUAUGGACCAUAUUACUUCCUCAGGGUCUCGUUCUGGUUUAUGACGUCACAAAUGAGAUGAGCUUCAAGUCUCUGAAACAUUGGUUGAAGAGCAUAAAUAUCGUGAGUAUCGUUAUUCACUUAACAUAUCUACCGAGUAUCGUUAUAUACUUAAUAUAUCUACUGAGUAUCGUUAUACACUUUAUCUAUCUACUCUACAGCCCAUAAAUAUCUACUUCAAAAACCUUAUUUAUCGUGUGACAUUUAUCAAGCUUAUAUCUGAUUAACUAGUCGCUGUCUGCAACUCUAUGACUAUUUUAGAAGAUAGAAAAGUGAAAAAAUAUGGUAUCGAAUAGAGAAUCUCGACCCCGAAAUCCUAAUACAGUAUCGAUAUCGUCCUAUUCCAGGAACACGAGAACAGAAAAAACAGCUACGAGCCCACCCCUGUUGUGCUGUGCGGGAACAAAUGUGACCGGAUAUGUGACAAGAAGGUCAGCAGGGUCAAAGGUGAAAAGGUAGUAUUUACGACUUUAUAAGCACUGCUAUAGUAGAACUGACAGUUAUGAAGGUCAGGGUAAAAGGGGGUCAUGGCAGUAGUCAGGGGGUCCUGAUUGAGGGGGGGGUCCUUGCAAUAGGAGUCGCCCUGGUAGGAGGCAGCGAAGACUAAGAUUUUCAUAAUGCUAAAUUACUUAAGAGUAGCAGGAACUGAAAAUAAUUGUAAAUAAUUUGAAAUAGUUUCAUACAGCCAUAGGUUAAGAUUUUUUUUUAAAAAGGGGAACAAGCAGAUUAUGCUACAAUGGUUAUCAGGACUAUUGCCAGGACCAACGUGUGGGUCCGCAGACCGGUGUCCGGGGGUUGGCGACCGUUCACCUGUGUUAUAACAAAAAAGUGGACAUAUUGACCAAGACGUCUCUGACCAAUAAACUUAGUUUGUGAACAGAUGUAGCUGUUUGUAAUUUUGCUUUGUUGGGGGGGGGGGAAGUAAUUUAUAAAUCUUUUCAUAACAAAAAUGAAAAAUGAAAACUGGCCACAUUUCUUACAUGUAGUGUAAAUAAUUUAUUUUGUUACGAUACCUAACCCUAACCUAACCCUAACCCAAAAUUAAAGCGUUUAAGAAACCCUGGUCUGGAUAAAAUUAGUUAGGACCGUGGCAUUGGCCCAGUAAUCCUGUGACCCUAUAAUCCCAUGACCCUGUAACCCUGUAACCAUGUGACCCUGUGACCAUGUAACACUGUAACCCUGUAACCCUGAAAUUCUGUGACCCUAUAACCUUGUGACCCUAUAACCCUGUGACCAUGUAACCAUGUGACCAUGUAAACCUGUGCCCCCGUAACACUGUAACCCUGUAACCAUAUGACUCUUUGACCCUCUAACGCUGGAACACUGUAACCCCAUGAACAUUUGACCCUGGUCCACACUCGCUUAUUCAGUUUAGCCAUAGUUGCUGCUGCUAUUGCGAUCCUGAUGUUUAUCUCUUCAUAAACGGAGAGAGAACUAGAAAUAUUGGAUCCAAGGUAUGUGAAAUGCUCAACAACCGACAGAUUAUGACCCACAGUAGAUAUGAUUGAAUGGGACAGGGCAUCUUGCAUCAUGACAUGUGUUUUGUGUAGACUAAUUGUCAGUCCAAACUCUUGACAAGAUACCAACCAACAAUUAUAUAAUAGAGUGUAAUAGAAAGGGGUUGGAAUUUAAAGUCAAAACUAAGUGACCUUGACCUCUUUCCUCAAGCUUGUUCUUCGCUUAAGGUAAAUUCAUUACAAGUUAGGUAACUCUUAAAAACCUAUUGUGCCAUCGAUUAUCUCCCACUUAUGUUGACCAUGUGACCAGGCUCAUUAGUGUAUGCAACCUUAUAGAAUUCAUUUUGUGUCCCCAGUUAGCUGACAGGCAGAUGUUGGUUGGUUAUUCAUUUGUUUUCCCCAGUUUGCUGACAGGCAGAUGUUGUUUGGUUAUUCAUUUGUUUUCCCCAGUUUGCUGACAGGCAGAUGUUGUUUGGUUAUUCAUUUGUUUUCCCCAGUUUGCUGACAGGCAGAUGUUGUUUGGUUAUUCAUUUGUUUUCCCCAGUUUGCUGACAGGCAGAUGUUGUUUGGUUAUUCAUUUGUUUUCCCCAGUUUGCUGACAGGCAGAUGUUGUUUGGUUAUUCAUUUGUUUUCCCCAGUUUGCUGACAGGCAGAUGUUGUUUGGUUAUUCAUUUGUUUUCCCCAGUUUGCUGACAGGCAGAUGUUGUUUGGUUAUUCAUUUGUUUUCCCCAGUUUGCUGACAGGCAGAUGAUGUUUGGUUAUUCGUUUGUUUUCCCCAGUUUGCUGACAGGCAGAUGAUGUUUGGUUAUUCGUUUGUUUUCCCCAGUUUGCUGACAGGCAGAUGAUGUUUGGUUAUUCGUUUGUUUUCCCCAGUUUGCUGACAGGCAGAUGAUGUUUGGUUAUUCGUUUGUUUUCCCCAGUUUGCUGACAGGCAGAUGAUGUUUGGUUAUUCGUUUGUUUUCCCCAGUUUGCUGACAGGCAGAUGAUGUUUGGUUAUUCGUUUGUUUUCCCCAGUUUGCUGACAGGCAGAUGAUGUUUGGUUAUUCGUUUGUUUUCCCCAGUUUGCUGACAGGCAGAUGAUGUUUGGUUAUUCGUUUGUUUUCCCCAGUUUGCUGACAGGCAGAUGAUGUUUGGUUAUUCGUUUGUUUUCCCCAGUUUGCUGACAGGCAGAUGAUGUUUGGUUAUUCGUUUGUUUUCCCCAGUUUGCUGNGGGGGGGGGGGAGAUGAAAGAAAACGCGAUCUUAAUGAAAUUCAUUAAAAAAAAUAAUAUAGCAAGUGCCUUUGGUGCGUAAAAUUUUCUGUUUUUUUUUUUUUUUUUACAAAAAGUGUUGAUGAAAUAAAUCUGUGGUAUAAAAGCGUUUGGGUCACUGGAAUAUUAAUAUAGUUGAGGGUGUGAAAAAAAUGUGUGGUUCCCAGCCUUAUUGGGGGGGGGGGAGGGCUUGAGUGGUGGGAGGACUAUUUGGGAUACCGGUACUUAUAAAGUGCAUUACUUCUAAGCAUGUUUUGUCACAAUUUCAGGCCCCCCCACCUGUCAAAGCACGAUAUUACAUUUAAUAAAGGAUUUACUUUUUAAAAAACGUUGUUAUUUGUGUUGUUUCAUUGGACCCCGGGAUUCAUAAAGACUUAGGGCAUUUUAGAAAUUGCACUAUGAAAAAACCAUUAAAAAAAUAAUAAUUUGACAAACUUUAAAAAAUACAAUUUAGCUUCAUGAAAUCCCAGAGAAAUAAAGAACGUAUUUCAUAUAAUCAUUGAAACAAAAAUGUGUUGUGAAGAGGCGGAAGAUCCUUCCAGGAAUGUGAUUGGUUAUAUCCUGGACAAGGCAUUGUGAUUGGUUAUAUCCCGGACAGGCAUUGUGAUUGGUUAUAUCCUGGACACGGCAUUGUGAUUGGUUAUAUCCUGGAUAAGGCAUUGUGAUUGGUUAUAUCCUGGACAAGACAUUGUGAUUGGUUAUAUCCUGAACAAGACAUUGUGAUUGGUUAUAUGCUGGACAAGGCAUUGUGAUUGGUUAUAUCCUGGACAAGGCAUUGUGAUUGGUUAUAUCCUGGACAAGGCAUUGUGAUUGGUUAUAUCCUGGACAAGGCAUUGUGAUUGGUUAUAUCCUGGACAAGACAUUGUGAUUGGUUAUAUCCUGGACAAGGCAUUGUGAUUGGUUAUAUCCUGGACAAGGCAUUGUGAUUGGUUAUAUCCUGGACAAGACAUUGUGAUUGGUUAUAUCCUGGACAAGGCAUUGUGAUUGGUUAUAUCCUGGACAAGGCAUUGUGAUUGGUUAUAUCCUGGACAAGACAUUGUGAUUGGUUAUAUCCUGGACAAGGCAUUGUGAUUGGUUAUAUCCUGGACAAGACAUUGUGAUUGGUUAUAUCCUGGACAAGACAUUGUGAUUGGUUAUAUCCUGGACAAGGCAUUGUGAUUGGUUAUAUCCUGGACAAGGCAUUGUGAUUGGUUAUAUCCUGGACAAGGCAUUGUGAUUGGUUAUAUCCUGGACAAGGCAUUGUAUCAUCUCAAAUUAUAUGUUAGGUUUCUUGGAGACCAAUUUUAUCGUGUCAUAAAUCUGCAAGGCACCAUCAUGUUUAUCAUAACGUAUAGUUCAUACAUCAUACUAAUUUAUUAUUUUUUUCUAUUUUUCUUGAAGAUGACGGCAUAUCACCCAUAUCUAAUCAGACGUACAUCCAAACUGACCCCCUACAAACCUCCGCCCCUGAGACAGUUCAACAAGAAGAAAAAACGUAGAAAAGAGGCGGGGGCGCCCGUGGUAAAGACAGCACGCCCCCAACAGACCGACAUCGUCAGGCAUGGCAGUGACUUCACCACCAAUGGCCUUGUCUUCCCGUAUGAUGGGCGCCAAGGUCUUACUCAAAAUGGCGGUCUUCCCGAAGAUGCCAGGAAGCGAAAAAAGUCUCACAAGAAGAAUUGUUUGUUAUGGAACAGUUGUUUUGGAAGAAAGCGGAAAUGAAAAAUUUUUUUGUGGAAAAUAAAGUAUGGACUUUGUUUUAAAAUGUGA